UAUACAGAUCCUCAGCAUUUUUCUCUCUCUAAACCUCAUUUACUCUUGUAUGGCAGUUCGCUUGCUAGCCUAUGAGAUAGCUGAUCUCUGCCUCGGCAAACCGCCGCUGAGGUCUCUCUCCGUCUCCGCCACCGUCGGCGACGCCUUGUCCGCCCUCAAAGCCUCCGAAGACACUUACAUCAGCGUAUGGAGCUGUGACCACUCCUCGCAGUCCAAAGCCGCCGCCGACGACGACGGCUGUCGCUGCGUUGGAAAGGUUUGCAUGGUGGAUGUCAUCUGCUUCCUCUGCAGAGACGACAACCUCUCGUCUCCGUUCUCUGCUCUCAAGUCCCCUGUUUCUGCUCUGCUGUCAAAGCUUCCUGGCCUCGUCAAGCACGUGGAUCCCUCUUCGAGUUUACUGGAAGCAAUUGAUCUGAUCCUCCAAGGUGCUCAGAACCUAGUGGUUCCAAUCAAGAGCAAGAUGACGAGCAACUCCAGAAGAAAACUACUGCAAAAAGCAUCCAAUGCUUCAACAAUCCAUAACGGAUCCGAAUACUGUUGGCUAACACAAGAAGACGUAAUCAGAUUCCUACUGAGUUCAAUUGGCCUCUUCUCACCUAUCCCUGCACUCUCCAUCGACACGCUCAAACUCAUCCGCACCGAAUUCUCGUCGAUCGGAUACUACUCCUCGGCCUCAUCGGCGAUUGGAGCCAUAUCCAGCUCUCUCGCCGACCAAACAUCCGUCGCCGUCGUCGACGACGACGGCAUUCUGAUCGGCGAGAUCUCGCCGUUUACUCUCAACUGCUGCGACGAGACGAUCGCAGCGGCCAUCACCACUCUCUCGGCCGGGGACCUGAUGGCUUACAUUGACUGCGGCGGUCCGCCGGAGGAUAUAGUGAGGGUGGUGAAGGCGAGGUUGAAGGAGAGGAAUUCGGAGGCAAUGUUGGAGGAAUUUGCGAUCUCGUCCUCUUCUGAUGUUGGCUCCAACUCGAACUCGUCGUCGGACGAGGAGUCUCCGACGACGGCAUUGCGUCGGUCGGGGAGGCACGGAAGGUCUAGCAGCUACUCGGCGAGGAUGGUGAGGAGAGCGGAGGCAAUAGUGUGCCAUCCAUGGAGUUCAUUGGUGGCAGUGAUGAUUCAGGCGAUUGCUCACCGCGUGAACUAUGUUUGGGUCAUCGAAGAUGAUGAUUGCUUAACCGGAAUUGUGACUUUCACUGACAUGUUGGAAGUUUUCCGGGAACAUAUUCAGGCCAUGGCCUGAUAUAUGAUAAGGAACUUUUAGAGUUCAAGUUCUGGCUCUGUACAAGUAGGAGAGAGAGAGAGUGAGAGGAACACGUUGUGAAUAUGAGCAUGUUUUUUGGUCUUGCUUUUGUGUAUCAUUUCAUUUGAGAAUAUGCUGCUGCUAUUUGUGUCUUGCUUCUGGUAUGAUUUGCACUUUUGGUUUUAUAAUUUUGAGCUUUUCAUCUUUUUUUCUAUUUUAUAAUAAAAAGUAAAGAAUUAUGCACUGGAA
Molecule: messenger RNA, 1489 nt
Organism: Cornus florida
Lineage: Eukaryota; Viridiplantae; Streptophyta; Magnoliopsida; Cornales; Cornaceae
Product: CBS domain-containing protein CBSX5-like
Exons: 2
Coding region: 50-1240 (396 amino acids)
Source: RefSeq, a predicted model, not a curated record